Molecule: messenger RNA, 810 nt
Organism: Drosophila serrata
Lineage: Eukaryota; Metazoa; Arthropoda; Insecta; Diptera; Drosophilidae
Source: RefSeq, a predicted model, not a curated record
GCUGCUGCUUUUGAAACCUAUCGAUUAUCGUUGCUGCGAAGGCGCAAAAACAAUUGGAAUUGUUGACAAAAUGUGCGAAUCGACGAAGACGACUCCAGAGGACCAAAGGAAUGUGGAGAUUAAGGCACACAUACCAGGCGGAGCCGAGGGCUUCUCAUUGCGCGUGGACAUUGCCCGUCGCCUGACCGGCAGCUUAAAUGCAGAAGAGAUUAAUCAGCGCGACGUGUUCUUUGAGUCGCCGCUGGGUGGACGCCUCAAGUUACGCUACCUCCAGGCACCGGCACGUUCCCAAUUGGUGUACUACGAUCGUCCCGAUGUCGCUGGGCCCAAGCUAUCCAAAUUCAACAAGAUCGAAGUCGACGAACCUGACGUUCUCGAGAAGAUACUAAGCCAGUCAAACGGAGCACUCGGUGUGCUGGCCAAGAAGCGACAUCUCUUCCUAUACGGCCAGACGCGCAUUCAUCUAGAUGAGGUCAAGGAUCUGGGCUAUUUCAUGGAGUUCGAGGUGUGCCUGAAGCCGGAGCAAACGCUGGACGAAGGUCAAGUUAUAGCAGAGGAGCUGCGGCGGGAGUUUGGCAUCGAGGAGAAGGAUCUAAUGACUGGCUCGUACUUUGAUGAGCUUGUUAAGAGGAAAAAGGAGAUAAGUUCUUGAAGGAUCAACAGCUAAAAUGUACAAUGUUGAGCUUACAUACAAACAAUACUAACUACGAUCAAAUCCAAGCUACAAGCUGUAAUAUAAACCAUCUUAAAGAGAGAGCUUUUGUCACUGGUCUUAGUUCACAAGUCCAUUAAAAACAAUAUAUUAACUCA